AUGUCCACCGACCCUAAAUUCGACACAUUGCACAAACAGCUCUUCGAAGAAGGCCUCAAAGUCCGCCGCGCUGUGGUAGGCGAUGCUUACAUCGACCGCGCACUCGAGAACGGAUCAACGGAGUUCUCUAGGCCAGGUCAAGAACUGGUAACUGAAUGGUGUUGGGGCUAUGCCUGGACUCGUCCUGGUCUGGAGAGACGAGACCGUAGCUUGAUCAAUAUCCCUAUGUUGAUGGCAUUGAAUCGUCAGCCGGAAUUGGCUGUCCAUGUCAGAGGCGCUCGUAACAAUGGGGUGAGUGAGCUGGAGAUCAGGGAGGCAAUCAUCCAUGCCACGACAUAUUGUGGUGUUCCUGCGGGAGUCGAUGCAUUCAAGACUGCAGAGAAGGUGUUUGAUGAUAUGGAAAAGAACGGGGAGGCCAAGCGGGAGCUUUCGGCAAGAUCGGACAAGGCAUGA
This is a messenger RNA of Aureobasidium subglaciale EXF-2481, 453 nucleotides long. RefSeq lists its product as uncharacterized. The coding region runs from base 1 to 453 and encodes 150 amino acids. The record is from RefSeq and is a predicted model, not a curated record. Gene Ontology annotation, molecular function: peroxiredoxin activity. The transcript has a single exon. Lineage: Eukaryota; Fungi; Ascomycota; Dothideomycetes; Dothideales; Saccotheciaceae.